AUGAUUUCGCAGCAGAACCUUUCCACACCUUCUCGCCCGUUCCACCUGCCGCCGCUGUCGUUGCCGGUCCAGCCGCUCGCCGAACCCAUCCUCCUGGGCUCUGACGACGAAGGCGAGAUCGACGACCCUCUGCGCAAGGACCAGCUCCGCCGGAUCUCGCACUCGGCCAUCGAGAAGCGACGCCGUGAAAAGAUCAAGGACAAGAUCGGGGUUCUGCGGAGUAUUGUGCCCAUCUGCUCCAAGCAGCACACUGUGAACAAGCUGUCGAUCCUCGAACACACCAUCACCUACAUCCACUAUCUCAAGGACCUGGUCGUCUCCUACAGCGAGGAGAAUGCUGAGCUUCGCCAGAUGUUGGACGGCCAGUCCUAUGCGGCUCCAGAUCAGGCAGCACUUCCGCCGGCCGCUCUUCCACAGCCCGCAUAUUCAUCAGCAUCUGGAGAGCACCAGCCUCGCCACCAGCAACCACAGCGCCAUACCAACACCAACAUCAACAGCGGUCGGUGCAGAACCACCAUCACCAACAGCUCAGCCAGAGACGAUACUCCUCGGCGUCCGCUGGCUACCUCGCUGGCUCGAUAG
Polychytrium aggregatum is the source of this 582-nucleotide messenger RNA. RefSeq names its product Myc-type, basic helix-loop-helix domain-containing protein. Bases 1 to 582 code for a protein of 193 amino acids. The transcript is spliced from 2 exons. Lineage: Eukaryota; Fungi; Chytridiomycota; Chytridiomycetes; Polychytriales. The record is from RefSeq and is a predicted model, not a curated record. Gene Ontology annotation, molecular function: protein dimerization activity.